Molecule: messenger RNA, 1395 nt
Organism: Plasmodium inui San Antonio 1
Lineage: Eukaryota; Apicomplexa; Aconoidasida; Haemosporida; Plasmodiidae
Exons: 2
Coding region: 1-1395 (464 amino acids)
Source: RefSeq, a predicted model, not a curated record
AUGCUCAUACAGAAAUUCUUUUCGCUCGUUCCAGCGGAAGACAAAAACUUGGAAAACCUAGUAAAUGAGCUAGCUCAAUCUAAAAAGAACAUCAGGAGAAUACAAAAUUAUGGAGCAAAGGAAAGAAGCGCGGACAGGUCCAUUCAUAAGGAUGAUGUCAACCAAAAGGUAGAAAAGUUAACUAUCACAUCAGUUGGUUCCAGGCGAAAUGCAAGCGAGAAAGACAAAUGGUGCAGCUUUAGGCAGAAGAAGAACAAUGCCGGGAAUGGUUCGCCCAGCUUGUCCCAAAAAUAUAAAAAAACUACAUUCGAUUCGAGUAAAGUUAUUAAGACAAUUAAAUGGGACCCCCCCACCAGCGCUAAAUUCGAUUUGUCCAGCAUCAAAGAAAAUGAACUGUUUCAAAGAAUUUUUAAAACGGUUGAAAGAGAAAAUAUAAGAAGUAAGAAUGAUAAAUUAAAAAGCAAAAGUGAAAAACUGAAACAUUUGAAAAACAAUGUAGGAAACCAAAAUGAACAUGUAAAAAGCAAAGAUGUAAACGAAGGAAAUAGAGACCAACUAACAGAAUUAAUAGGCCAAUUUAGGAAAGUUCUGAGUGAUAAGAAGAAGACAUAUGCCACUUUGAAAAUCAGGACUAGAAGUUUUGGCAACGAACACUCGUCCGUUUCCCCCUUUCCCGACAACGCCAUCGAGUGCUAUAACAUGCACUACCGUUGUAAAGGUGACACUAUUAAAAACGGUUUAUGGGGCGAAGUUAAUGAGAAAACCGAAGAAAGGAAGAAAAGAAACGACCAUAGGAAAACGCAAAGGAUAGAACCCGCCUACCAAAAUGGCCAAGACAGAAUGGCAAAAGGGACAACCCACAGGAGUAGCCACAACCAGAAAGGAUGCUCCUCCAGCAGGAUUAAUCAAAAUGACUUAAUAAAUGAAGAACCAGGAAAUACUCCCCAUUAUUUCACUAAACGGAGUAAUGCACCCCCACAGAAGGGGAACCGAAAUGAAAGCACGUACCGCCAAAUUGAAAACCCAUCCAUUAUGGGAGAGGAAACUUCACUGAAAGGCAGAAAAUUGCCACCCAAAUGGGAGGAAAAAAGCAGUCGUAGUAGCAGCACAGACAAUAAAUCACAAGGUCAAUAUUACAUACGCUCCUGUAGCAGCAAUUCUUCUGUGCCUAGUAAUAAUUACAAAAAAUGUAAAAACAGUCUGAGAGAUGCUGAGCAAAGGGACAACAUGUGCGAACAAGUCAAUGACGACAGAAAAGGUCUAACACUCGGGAUAACAAAUUGUGUAAUCAUAAAAAUAAACGAAGUCACAUCCUUAGAUACAUUUUUCGAAAUGCGUAUACACCCCCCAGAAGGGCAUCAAAAUACAAGUCACUCCAUCGAAGACUUCAUUUAA